UAAGAACAAAAUAAUGAGAAAACAUGAAUUUAUGAAUGAUGAAAUCAGAAAACAAUGGUUUGCUAAUUGCAGAUCUAUCUAAGAAUAUGAAAGGCUAGAUAAACUUGGAGAAGGAACGUAAUACAUAUUUAAUUUAUUUAAGUUAUGGUACUGUAUAUGCUGCAAAAGAUAAAAAGAAAAAUUAAGUUGUUGCCAUAAAAAAAGUGAAAAUUCAUGAUAGUAAUGAAGGAUUUCCAAUUACUUGUUUAAGAGAAAUAAAAAUUCUUUAAAGAUUAGCAGCUCAUCCAAAUGUUGUCAAUUUAUUAGUAAUUUUAAUUACUAAUUAUAAGGAAGUUGCUGUAGGACCAAUAAAAGAUAGUAUUCAUCUUGUAUUUGAAUAUUGUGCAAUAGAUUUAGCUAUUUUAGUAGAUAAUAUGUUUAUAGGUAUAAUUUAUAUGAAUAAAUAGAAAACUAUUCAUUUCGUGAAAAUGAAAUCAAAUGCAUAGUUCUUUAAUUAUUAAAUGGACUUGCUUAUAUCAAUUCUAAUUUCAUUUUACAUAGAGAUAUUAAACUUUCCAAUCUCUUAUUGACUAAUGAUGGAAUUGUUAAAAUUGCUGAUUUUGGACUUGCAAGAGAAUAUGGUAUUAAAUGUAUAUAAAUGUUAGAAAUUCCAUAAAAAAAAUAUACGAAUCCAGUUGUUACUCUUUGGUAUAGAGCACCUGAACUUUUAUGUUAAAUGAAUAAUUAUAAUACUGCCAUAGAUAUAUGGUCAGUUGGUUGUGUUUUUGCAGAAUUAAUCAAUAGAGGUUUCCCAAUUCUCUAAGUAAUUCUAAAUUUAUAUAAAUAGGGUAAAUCUGAAGUUCAUUAAUUAUAAUUAAUGUGUGAAAUGUUAGGAUAUCCUUCACCUGCUAUUUGGCCAGAUUUACACAAAAAUGCCAAUAAAUAAAUAUUGAAGGAAUUAGAAAAGUUUCAACAUUGUAGACCUAAUCUUUAAAAUGUUAUUAAAGAUGCAUCUCCUUAAGCUUUAGAAUUAAUAUCAAGAAUGUUAACUUGGGAUCCAGAAGUAAAUUCAAUCUCUAAUAUAAUAGAAACGUAUUGGAAUUAUGGAAAGUUUAUUACACGAGUAUUUUUAUACAAACCCAAGACCAUCAAUGCCAGAAGAAUUAUCUAUCUUGAGAUAAUUAGAUUAAUUUAAAAAGAAAAAUGCUGAUCGUGCCGAAAAGAAAAUUAAAAUUAAAUGA
Paramecium sonneborni is the source of this 1220-nucleotide messenger RNA. The record is from the annotation of a GenBank genome assembly. Lineage: Eukaryota; Ciliophora; Oligohymenophorea; Peniculida; Parameciidae.